Ornithodoros turicata is the source of this 933-nucleotide messenger RNA. RefSeq lists its product as uncharacterized. Lineage: Eukaryota; Metazoa; Arthropoda; Arachnida; Ixodida; Argasidae. The transcript has a single exon. Bases 1 to 933 code for a protein of 310 amino acids. The record is from RefSeq and is a predicted model, not a curated record.
AUGGAUGUGGAUUUCCUAUGUACAUCUGAUGAAAGGAUGCAGUUUUAUAUUGGCUUGCCGAACCUAGAAACAUUUGACGCCCUUCGUGACUACCUCGACCCAGGGGAGAAUGGCUGUAAUAUUGCGAGGCAGAAGAAGCAAGGAUGGACUCCACCUCAGGCAGCGUGUGGCAGGAUGCGAAAGCUUUCAACAAGAAGUGUGUUAUUCCUUGUUCUGGUCAGGCUGCACUUGAGGUUGUUCGAGCAAGACCUUGCAGACCGCUUUGGUGUCUCUCAGUCGACAGUGUCCUGUACUUGCAUAUCCUGGCUUAACUUCAUGUAUGUGAAGUUAGCAAAGCUGCCACUGUGGCAGCCUCGCACUGUAGUUGAUAGCACUAUGCCUGGAGUCUUCAAGGAACAGUGUCCAGAUACGAGAGUUAUUCUGGACGCAACAGAAAUCCGCUGUGACUUUGCAAGCUCGUUAGCCCUUGAAUCUAGCACAUAUUCAACCUACAAGAGUGCGAACACCCUUAAGCGGCUCAUUGGCAUAGCUCUAAAUGGGCUAAUGACCCUUGUAUCAGAACUAUUUACUAGAUGCACGUCUGACAGGGAAUGCGUCAUAAGAAGCGGAUUUCUUGGCCUGUCCUUUGAAGAAGGAGACUCUGUCAUGGCAGAUAAGGGUUUCACCACUGCUGAUCUUGUGGAGCAAAAAAACGUGACGCUGAACAUUCCACCAUUCCUCCGAAACGAAGAGUUCCAUGCAGAACAAGUACAACAAACAAAACAGAUUGCUUCCCUACGAAUUCAUGUUGAGCGCAAGACCCAGCACGUGAAGACAUUUCACAUUUUUGACAGACCUGUACCCAUGAGCCUUGGGCCAGUAUCAAACCAAAUGUGGACAGUUGCCGUCAUCUUAACCAACUUUCAACGCCCCUUAGUUGAAGACAGGAACUAG